UAGGACAUGGAGGCCGCCUCUCCUUACGGGAUGCGGUGAUGAUGCAAAAGAGUCACGGAUGUCUGCAAGUAGAAGCGGAGGGGCGGGGUCACGUCACGGCAUCCCAGCAUUCCAGUUUUUCAUAGGUUGACGGCGUAGGCUGGGGGAAAAGAAAAAAUAUAAAAACAACUGCGUGCGGGUACGUGCGGUUCACCUCGCAGCCGCCGUAUGUGACGUGACGGAUUCAGAGAGAAAAGGAGGGAGGCACCGCUGCAGCAGUGUAUCAUUGUCCGUCCUGUAGUCACGACAGGUGAGUGUCACUUUAUUGUCCCGGUUAUGCUGCUUUUGGAUUUGAGGUCUUUCUUUAGGCGUGGAAAAAUCCAGUGCUUGCUUCAGUUUGACCGACAUCACAGACACAGAGAGAGCUGAGAGCGCCGGCGGGCGGGUCCUGCAAAGCUUUCAACCACCACCUGAAGAUCUCCUCUCUGCAGCCUGGAGUGAAAUUUAGUCCGGUGAUCAUCCAGAUUGUUUCCAGAAGAUGGAGGAGCAGCAGGGAAAUCAGGUAACAGGUUAUCUCCUGUUCUCUCUGGGCACCGCCGUCAUCGGCUCUCUGCAGUUUGGUUACAACACAGGAGUCAUCAAUGCUCCGGAGCAGAAACUACGAUCGUUCUUCAACGAUACCUGGGUCGAGCGUUAUGGAGAGCCAAUCUCUGCGGGGGUAUGUACCAUGGUCUGGAGUGUUGCUGUCGCCAUCUUCAGUGUGGGCGGCAUGGUUGGCUCCUUCAGCGUAGGCGUCAUGGCAAACCGAUUUGGCAGGCGUCGCUCCAUGUUCCUGGUGAACUCCCUGGCUGUGAUCGGUGGCCUCCUCAUGGGCUUCUCCACUAUCUGCUCCUCCUACGAGAUGGUUAUCGCCGGUCGCCUGAUCAUCGGCCUGUUCUGCGGUCUCUUUACCGGUCUGACUCCCAUGUAUGUGGGGGAGGUGUCACCUACUCCCUUACGAGGAGCCUUCGGCACUCUUCACCAGCUCGGGGUGGUGGUGGGCAUCCUGAUCGCUCAGAUCUUUGGUCUGGAGGCUCUGCUGGGCUCAGCCAAGCUGUGGCCCCUGCUGCUGGCCCUCACUGUGGCCCCUGCUGUCCUGCAGUGCAUCCUGCUGCCCUUCUGUCCCGAGAGCCCUCGCUUCCUGCUCAUCAACCUCAAGCAGGAGGAGCAGGCACGUAAAGCACUGGUGCGUCUGCGAGGCAGUGAGGAUGUGAGUAAAGAUCUGCAGGAGAUGAAGGAGGAGAGCGCCAAGAUGGCCAUGGAGAAAAAGGUCACCAUCCCGGAGCUUUUCCGCUCUGCAGCGUAUCGUCAGCCCCUCCUUAUCGCUGUCAUGUUGCAGCUCUCCCAGCAGCUGUCUGGGAUCAACGCUGUGUUCUACUACUCCACAGGUAUCUUUGAUUCAGCUGGUGUCAAACAGCCCAUCUACGCCACCAUCGGAGCUGGCAUUGUCAACACUGUCUUCACUGUUGUAUCCCUCUUCCUGGUGGAGAAGGCAGGACGAAGGACUCUGCACCUGCUGGGACUGGGUGGAAUGGCGAUCAGCGCUCUGCUCAUGACCAUCUCCCUCCUGCUGAAGGACUUUCCCGUGAUGAGCUACAUGGCCAUCAUUGCUGUUAUGCUUUUUGUGGCUAUGUUUGAGCUUGGCCCCGGUCCAAUCCCAUGGUUCAUUGUGGCCGAGCUGUUCUCUCAGGGGCCCCGUCCAGCAGCUAUGGCUGUGGCUGGCUGCUGCAACUGGACGGCCAAUUUCCUGGUUGGAAUGAGCUUCCCAAAACUAGUGGAGGCAUGCGGGCCUUGGGUAUUCCUCAUCUUCACCGCCUUCCUAAUCAUCUUCUUCAUCUUCACCUUCAUCAAAGUCCCAGAGACGAAGGGUAAGACCUUCGAUGAGAUUGCUCGUAGCUUUGGCGGCGGCCCGCCUCCCACCUCCUCAUCUGUUGAGGAUCCUCCUGCCACUGCCAGCGCCGCCACAACGCUUCCUGCUUCACCAGUAAAGGAAAAGGUCCCGCUGGUGGAGGCGCCACCGCCGGCAGCAGCAGCAGUUGAUCAGCCCCCGGCAGCUGAAACCACACCCCUUGAUGAUAAAUCCAAAUCAACAGUGCAGGAGAGUGUGUAGAGCAGCUGUAGGUAGAGUUUAAUGGGUGAAGGGGGUUAUGAAUGAAGGAAGAAUCACAGAGAUUACAAAAGUGCUGUAAAUUGUAAUUAAUUAUCAAACCUUGGAACAAUAGAAACUUUAUAAUUUUAAUACCAAAAAUGGCAGCAUUAUCAGCUUAGAGGUGUUGACCUUUAAAAGGUCAUGCUUUCUGCUUUUAUGGUAGACUCCUUAUUAGUCUCUGACAUUUCCUCAACUUCCUUCUUUUAUAUUCUCCCUUCCUCACCUGUGAAAGGGAAGCAGUCACUGUACAAUGCUACAGAUUAAAUCUACUGUACAUUCCUAGGAAUUAAGCUACAUUCAUUAAAAGGGUGAGUCUUUUUCAAGACAGCUGUGUGUCUAGUCAGGGCGGCACUUUUCCAACACAAACGCAGGUUGUGUUAAUGGAAAGUGUUGCCAUCCAGGCAAAGGUCCAGGUUUAAAUGUCCGUCACUGCAGACUAGAAGCAGAAUGUGUUGACAACGGCACAGCCUUUUGUUUCCAGACAUGCUAAGUCCAUUCUGAGUUCAGGUCCAUGUAGUGCAAGAGGCGACAUGGAUAGCGAUGAUGCACUAUUUAUUUAUUUAUUUAUUUUUUAUUUAAUGUAUUUUUAAAGUUUAGACAGGCAUUGUAGUAGAUAUUAUAGUGCAAUAUAACUUGAUAGUUUCAUGUAGUGAUAUUUAAUGAUCUGUUAAUUCUUCUACUGAAGUGUUUUCAAAUUGCGGGUCUUAAGAAGGGAUUCUUAGAAUUUAUGUUCUGCCUUCAGCUGUUAAAUAUGAGCUGACAAGCUGUGGAGCUUUUUAGCAAUGCCAAAGUACUGAACUUUAAUUUCCACCUGGUGAACACGUGUAACUUUAAAUGUGUUUCAGUUUGGGAAAUUAGCAGCAGCAGCCACAGGUCUCAAGUUUAUUCAUUCUGAAAGCUAAAUUGGUGGUUAAAGCUGUAAUCCACAAGUUUGUUCAACUUUAUUUAGUUUAGCACCUUGUUCUGCUUUUUCUUGAAUUUAGGUAAAAGGAAUACAAAAUGAUCAUUUGUAUAUCAAUGUCUUACCCUGUGUAACACUGAGGUCAUGAAGAAAACUUUGCUCCACAGUGAACGAAGAAUCCAAAAACAGAGAAAAUGCUCAAUGGUUUGAAGCCAAAGGAGGCAGCGUUUAACAACAGCAAAACUAUAUCACAAAGCUGGUUUAUAAACUCUCACACAACUUGGCCUUAGUACAAUCUGAGUUAGCAAACAUUGGUCUGACGUUGACGUUUCCUUGGCCCAAACUGGUCCCGGUCAGACACCAAAAUCUGAAACGUGGUGAUACGGCAAAUGGCCAGAUGAUGGUGUUAUUUCCACCUCCAAUUCCAGGAAGUCCAUUCAGAUUCUGUCUUACAAGCAUAUUAUUAUAAUAUUGAUCAUAUUAUUGCUGUGAAAAAGCAAAUAGAUGCAUCUUUGGGGUUUUUUUUGUAUCACAACAAUGAUUUAUUGACAAUUUUAUUUCUUUGGUUGUGAAAUGGUUGUAAUCAGAUGGCCACACCAUGACGUCCUCUCCAAGUGCAAAGAGUAGUAUUACUGGAUGCCCUUUUUUUUUUGCACUCUUGCCUUCAAUCGAUAGGACAGUAUUAAGUGUGAAGGGGGAGUACAUGCAUUUGAACUCUGCUAAUGCUUUCCAUUUAGCAGAGUUCAAAUGAAUGUGUUUUCUCAGGCACGCUACAUGCAUGAGACUAUUUAUGCAGAAGUGUUUUAAAAAGAAAGGUUUUUGUGAAAAUGCAUGUGUUUGGGAAGUACUGAGCAUAUGACUGGAUAAAUGAGACCUGGAUUAUGCGGCACGGGUUGUUUGAGAGGUUGGAAACAUAUGUUUUGAUAUAGUUUUGCUGUUGUUAGAUGCGACCCCCUUUUACCAUCAAGAAUUUUCAUAUUUGGUUUCUUUGUUCAAAAAAGUUUUCCUGAAGAAUUCAUCGUAACAUGGGGUGAAUAACUGCUGUUCAAAAGGUCUUUUUGUGGAUGAAAUAUGCGUUUAACUGAGUUGGUGCUGAGUUCAGUCCAAACAAACAAAUUUCCUGUUUACCAGAGAAUUUGGUUUAAAAAAAAAUCAUUCACUCCUUAUUGAUUCAAUUUCCACUCAAAUUUAUGAAUAGACAAAUACAUAUUCUAUUGUUAAAUCUUGUGGAUUAUUGCUUUAUUGCAUUGGUAAAUUACUGCAAGCAUUUUAGGACAUGCUAUGACUGAGGCCUGUGGACAAAAACAUGUCGGCUGGAUUGUCAUAGAUUACAGUAGGGUAACGUGCAAUGUAUAUUAUUUUUUGUUAGAGAGAAAAUUAUAAGUAUUUAUUUCCUUAGAAAUUAAUUUUUAUAUGAAGUAUAAAAUUCUAAUACACUAAAGCCAGUUUAGAAUUGUAAUGCUUUCCAGAUUAGCCCAAGUAAUGAAAAGCUGGAUGAGUCUGCAGUGAACUUUUCCUGCUGUGGUGGAGUAAACCUACAUCACAUGAAGUGCAACACUGUAAAUCUCAUUUGUUACUCUCUGUGUAGAUGCACUUUGUAAACCAGAUAAGCAGCAAAGCAUUAGAACCAGAAUCACUAAUGUAGAAGCCAUUGAUAACAACAGCGCUUUGUGUCAAAUGAACAGAAUAAUAUUUCUAUUUACAAAGCGACUGCAUAUAUCUGGCCGAGCUGUUAUUAGAAUAGAUAGGUAUGAAAUGUGCAAUCAAAAAAGAAACUGCAGCCUGAAUUAUGUUGGAGCUAAUCAUGAAACGAGGAAAGUAACGGGGAAGUGCUAAUACUGUAUAAACAACGGAUACACAUUAUUUAAGUGACAGGCCGAUUUUAAUAGUUCCUGUCGUUUGAUUAGAAAAAAAAUAAUCUGGUUACCUUAUAUGAUUUUUUUCUUUAUUAUUUUUACAUUUUCACAAAGGGAGAAAUGACAAAAAACUCAAUUUUGUUGACCUCGAUGAUGAUCUGAGAAAAUAAUUUGUUAAAAUCAAAACAAGGAGUGUAAUUCCAAAAUGAGAUAUCCACCAUUUUAAAAACCAGGCUCCUCUUAUUACAGCAGGACAUGAAGUUAUGGUGGUGUCAUAACAUUGGGAGUUUACAAAUAAGAUUCAAAAGCAGAGAAGCUUUGGCAAGAAGGAUUUCUUAUUGAUUUAGAGGGCAGAAACUACACAUCAUGUGUUGUAUUGAAUCAAAGAAAAAGAGACAGAUUUUUAAAAAUUCUGAAUUUUAAAAAAUGUUUUGUCUUUGUCUCCUAAUUUUGUCUGUUGGCUACAGUAGCUAUCUCGUGUUCCAAUAACUGCAGUAUUCUGUCAAUCAUUAAUUUUGGUGUCUUACGAUGGUAAUAUUAAGAGAGCAGAGGUUACAGGAGAAAUAAUCUCAUGUGUUUUACUUCCAGCCUCUGGUCUCUGAAGGUUCUGUAUGCGACAUUCAGAGCAUCAAUAUAGCAGAAAAUCACUAUUUGCAAUGUAAAAAUAUAGUGGAGUAAUGGCAGUCAAACUACCUGUGUGUGUGUUAUAAUCUGAGCUUCUCUGUAGUUUGUUGUGGUAAGCCACAUGUGCAUAUAAAAAGACCUGGACUCAGCGUUGAAGUGGGGUCACGUUCAUUCCUAUGAAAGUUGAUCGAUGAUGCAUGAAGCCAAAAAAACUUGACUUCCUGGUUUUUAAAUUACCCGAGAACUUCUGCAUCGUUGGGUCAAUAGACCAAACACACUAGAGACUUUGCUGGCUGAGCAGCUAACUUCCAGUUUAGGGAUGAAAUGAUCAGGGCUGCCCCGAAUAGAUAGAGAGGGAGUGAUAGAGAGGGGGUAAGAGAAGGUGGAAGGUGGACUAUAGCACGCAAUGUUUCUGUUUGCAAAUUAGUAUCCCUUGCCACCUUUUUCCAGUUUCCUCCACCAGUUUACUGGUGAAAAAACAAAACAAAAAAUGAAGCAUUCAAAUACUGACUUGGACGUCAAUUACCGUGGCAACCACUGAAGCUUCGAAGCUUCAAAUCAUUCAGGUCAGCCCUUAAAACGAUUUAAUCAUGCGGCUGUGGAUCAAAUGGAUCAAAUCCCAAAAGUGAAGGCAGUCAUUUUGCAUGGGUCGUGACACUCAAAAAAAUGUAUCCACUGAUUUGCAGACGUCUCUUUUAAAGUGUAAGUCUAUGGGAAAAAGUAUUUUUGGGCCAAAUGGCAUCACGUGACAAACCUACAAGUUGUAGUUAAACAGCUGGACUACUAUGUCAAAUUGGCUUAAAAGUCUGUGGAAGUGUAAUAAUGAUAAUAAUGAU
Molecule: messenger RNA, 6384 nt
Organism: Epinephelus moara (kelp grouper)
Lineage: Eukaryota; Metazoa; Chordata; Actinopteri; Perciformes; Serranidae
Gene: slc2a3a
Product: solute carrier family 2 member 3a
Exons: 11
Coding region: 518-2128 (536 amino acids)
Biological process (GO): monosaccharide transmembrane transport; response to insulin
Cellular component (GO): basolateral plasma membrane; apical plasma membrane
Molecular function (GO): hexose transmembrane transporter activity
Source: RefSeq, a predicted model, not a curated record